Messenger RNA from Mytilinidion resinicola, 1402 nucleotides. Its product is annotated as kinase-like protein. The transcript has 5 exons. The coding region runs from base 25 to 1260 and encodes 411 amino acids. Gene Ontology annotation, molecular function: protein kinase activity; ATP binding. NCBI's taxonomy places the organism in Eukaryota, Fungi, Ascomycota, Dothideomycetes, Mytilinidiales, Mytilinidiaceae. Gene Ontology annotation, biological process: protein phosphorylation; regulation of mRNA processing; spliceosomal complex assembly. The record is from RefSeq and is a predicted model, not a curated record.
CUUUCGUUCCAUCACUCGCUUGCAAUGAAAAUUUUCCUCAGAGGUGUUCGUGGCUUUACGCGCAGGCCAGCGUCACCUGCACGCAAAAUCAGGUCGUCGGGGUUUGCAAUUAUUGACGAGGCAGUUGAAAUCGAAGAAGAGCGGAUGCCACAUUAUAAGACUUCCGUCUACUAUCCCGUCCGCAUCGGAGACAUCUUUCAUGAUCGAUAUCAAGUCCUCAACAAGCUGGGGUAUGGCGCAAAUUCGACUGUGUGGUUCUGUCGCGACCUCAGGCAGCACAACUAUGUUGCGCUGAAAAUCUGCAUCAAUAGCUCUAUAGUAAAUCGCGAGGUCGAAGUGUUUAAGCAUAUUGCAGCAACUCGAUCAAAGCACAGUGGAGCAUCCUACGUUCGCUCUAUGCAAGACUCUUUUGAAAUUAAGGGUCCGGCUAGUGUCCAUCAAUGUUUGGUACAGGAACCAAUGCUAGCGAGUCUUUAUGACCUGCAAUGUGCACUAAACCCAAAAAGUUUGACUGAAGCAUUGCUUAAGUCGGCGUUGCAGUAUAUAUUCGCCGGCCUUGACUACCUCCACUCCGAAGCCCACGUUGUACACACUGAUCUCCAAGCUAAAAACAUCAUGCUCGCUUGCUCUGAUCCAACGGUAUUCAAAGAGUGGGAGAGGAUGGAGGAGGAAGAACCAAGUCCUCGCAAAGUCGAUGGCGAUCAAGUAAUCUACAAAUCUCGUCAAGAUUUCGCUCUACGAAAGUAUCUGCAAGCUAUUGGUCCAUGCAUGAUUGCAGAUCUGGGUAUGGCCCGUAUCGGCAAGCAGCACGAAGGCUUCAUACAACCAGAGAUAUAUCGCGCUCCGGAAGUCAUGCUUUGUAUGCCAUGGGGCUCAGCAGCAGAUAUAUGGAACAUUGGUGUGAUGAUCUGGGAUUUAUUCGAAGAAGGACACAUGUUCAGUCCUGGAGGCGACAAUAGGAAAAUCUCCAAUGCGCGUAUGCUGGGCGAAAUGAUUGCUCUGCUCGGUCCUCCCUCACAAGAGUUCCUGCGAAGAGCCGACGAGACUCUAGCUUAUUGGAAUCAUGAAGGCCAAUGGAAAGGAUUCGCAGAGAUUCCGGAUUACUCCUUAGAGGAUUGUGAAGUUUAUCUCGAAGGCGAGAACAAGAAACUCUUCAUGUCUUUCAUGCGGAAAAUGUUGCAGUGGGAGCCAGAAAAAAGGGCCACGGCGCGUGAGCUGCUACAAGAUGAGUGGUUAAAUAGUUCAACAAAAGGGGUUUGAUCGGCCUCGUGGAGUGUUCUGGCAUAUCUCUCUUGCAGUCCUAUAGCCGUAUUAUGAUACAUAUUCACCCAUGAAAAACCGCAUCAUUCCAACAAUUGUGAUAUUCACAGCUAUCACAACUCUGGCUAUGCCAUGCCAUGGG